AUGGAGGCGGAUUGGAAAGAAAUUCUAAAUUUUUCUCAACAGGAACUGAAUGAACAAGAGAAGGAGAGACUUUGUGAGAACUUAUCGUGGAUGGAAUCAGACGACAUAGAACUUAACUUCUCUGACUUGAAAACUUUAUUUAAGCUUGCCCAGGAUAUUUUGAAAUUUAAAAGUGAACAGGUGAAAAACUUACAUGGUCAACUGGAAACACUGAGACGAGCACACGAAAAGAAAGACCAUACAAAUGUUUUAGUUGAUUCAGAUGAUACAACAUCUCAUCAAGAAGAGAAAAUAAGUGCUAACAAAGAAAUUUUAGAGCAGCUUUACUUGGAUAUAGCUGAAUUAGAAAAACGAAAAAAAGGAUUAAUAAACAAGAAUGCCCACAUUGAUAGUGAUUCAAGUCGCGAUGUCAUUACUGAAAUGGAGACGAUAGAUCAACUUGAAAAGGAUGUUUUAAAAAAGAAUAAUCAUAUUAGAAAACUCUUAACGGAUAUUAAGGUGCUUGAAGAUGAAAAUACUUCCCUUAAACAAAAACUAUCUACAUUUAAAGUGAAACUUAAGGAAGCUACACUAUUAAUUGAAAACCUCACCGAGCAGCUGGGUGUUAUUAAUGAAGAAUGUUCUGAAUUAAAAGCAAACCUAGGAAAUAGCGAGGAAACCGUUUCUCGUCUUAAUUUAGAGAUCCAGUCCUUAAACAAAAAACUGCAAGAGAAAUCUUCUCAAAAAGCAACUGUCACAGAGGAUACUCAUCAGAAACUGCAAAAUUUAAAGGACACAAUUAAACGCCAAAAGAUGAAGCUGGAAAUGGUUUCUGCUGAAAACCACAGACUUAAGGAAGAUCUUCAUAAGAUUCCUGAAAGUGAUCCAACAAUAUCGGUUUCACCAGAUAAAAAAGAUUUAAGAAUUAAAGAACUGCAAGAAAAAUUGACGGAAGCGUCACAAAAAAUAAUAAGUUCUGCAAAUUUAAUAAAUAUGUUGAGAAUUGAGAAUGAUCAGUUAAAAUCAAAUACAAUUAAUGAUGAAAAUGCAAAAUUGACUUGUGAAAGUAAAAAUAUUAGUGAUGAUUGCAAAGAGAAACAUAUGAAAUUACAAAGGCAAAAUAAAAAACUUACCAAUGCUUUACGUGAAGCUGAAAACUUAAUUUCGUUAAGAGAACAUGAGAUUGCAAAUAUGUCGUCCCAACUGAAACUUCUUCAAUCCAAGGAUGGCAUAAACACUUUGCUGUUACGACUAAAAAAUAAAAAGCAAGAAAUAAAAUUUAAAGAUGACAGUAUUAAAUCAUUGGUUCAAGAACUUAACUCUGUUCAUGAACUAGUAAAUGAUCUUCAAAUAGAAAAUGAAACCUUAAGGAGACAAUUGAAUAUCCCAGCCACUGAAAAAUUACAAACACAAGGAAUUUUAAAAGAGUUUUAUGACAUGAAACAAAAAAGUUUAGAUUUAAAAGAAAAAUUAGAUAGAACUAAGAACCGAUUAGUAACAUUUGAGAUGGAAAAUCAUAUAAGGGCUCAAAAUAUAAACAAAUUAACUAACAUGUUGAAAAAAUUUAAUGUCAACCAAGACAAAAUUGACUCCGUCCUGAAAAAUGAAUACUUAGAUAUAGACGUAGAUGAACCAAAAUCUUCCCCUAAUGAAAAUAAAAUAGCGAAGGAUGAUAUAAUUGAAAAGGAUUCUAAGGAAAACUCCGCUGAAUAUAAUGCAAUAGUUGAGGAAAAUGAAGGGUUACGGAAUAGUCUUGUAGAACUCUUAAACUUCUUAAAAGACAACAGUACGACAAGCUCUGGAGUCUUAACAUUGGAAUGUCCAAGUUUAGAUAAUGUACUUCAAGCUAUGGAAGCUCGUCGAGCUGCUGGCUGGCUGGGACCACAUAUGAAAACUAUUUUAGAAUUAAGGGCCGCAAUUGGUGGAAGAGACGCAUUGUUGGCUGCUUUAAAUGACUCAAGAAAGGAAACCUUCAAAGUUAUGGAACAACUAUCAAAUGAAUCUACCAAAUGUGUAAACCUCACAAAAGAGUUACUGGAACUUAAGUCCAAUAUUCACAAUUUUGAAGACCCUGAUAUAAAGUCAUUUGAUUGCAGUGAAGGUGAAUGUGGAUCUUGGAUAUUAGAAAAUCAAAUAGAAGAUAUUGACGUGUUAGAUAACAACCAAUUACAAGCAGUUUUUAAUAAGUCUAAUGCAUUUUAUAUAAAUAAAGUAAAGUAUAACUUUAUCUACUUUAAAAAUAAAUUUGAAAUGCUUAAUGACAGAUUAACAUCAUUAACUCUUCGAGCAACAGAAGAUAGAUAUAAAUGGACAAUUCAAGAAGAAAAAUACAAAACAGUAAUUGAGAAAUUUAAAGGACAAUUAAAUGAAGAAAAUGACGACGAAAGACAUUCCCCGGGACUUAUUGAAGACGCGCACAUUUUCACUUUACAGUCUAAAUGUAACUACUUACAAGAAAAUUAUAGCUACAUAAAAAAUUUAAAUAAAAAUAUAAGGAAUGAGUACUUAGAGUACAAAGAAGAAGCCUUAGGAAAAGCUUCUGAAUAUGAGAAUCAGAUUCAAAAUUUGAUGUAUGAAGUAACUGAAUUAAUCGAAAAGCUUCACAACUCUGUGCCUGUUGAAUUGUUUCGGAAACAAAACAUUACUCUUGUUGAAUAUGUUUUGAAGUACCGCAACUUAAUUGAAAAUGAAUUAAGAUCUCACAUUCAUUCGCAUUCUGUUACGGAAGGAUUGACUAAGAUCAACAUUGUUAAACCUAAUCAAACAAUUGAUUCUAAAGAAGUAAGCAAUGAUAUGGAUGGAACGGACAUCGGUAAUCCUACACAACACCUUACAAAUCCAGUAGCGCCAAAAGAAUUAGAAACACUCGAAGCUGAACUUAAACUUAAAAAUGAACAAAUUGGACUGCUUAACACAAAAAUUAUUGAACUUCAACAAUCGCUGUCGGAAUUAAUAGACAAGACAGUAUUCGCUGCGUCUAGUGAAGAAAUAAAAUGCAUGAAGGAAGAUCUUUUAAUGGUAUCUCAAGAAAAUAAAAUAUUACUUGAAAAUAAUCGCCACCUACGUACUCAGUUAGAUAUUGUAUCCACUAAGCUUCAAGGCGUUACACACAACAACACAAGCCAUGAAUUAGAAAUCAAUGUGUUAAGACAUCAAAUUCUUGAUUUACAAUCAACAAACGAGAACAAAUCAACGAUAUCCAGGCUAAGUAAUGAGUUACUUAUAACUCAUUUGCAAGUUACAGAAAGUUUUGAGAAAAUUGAAACUUUGAAGGUAGCACUAAGUAAAGAACAGCAACUAAGGCGUGAUGCGGAGAAAAUGUUAAGGAAUCAGAAAAAUGUCCUGUACGUUUACAAUGCACGCAAUAAUGAUAGAUUUAGGAACUUCAACCAUAUAUUAGACGUCUUUCAACAGCAAUAUAUGGGAGUGUUACCGUUGUUGUCUAUUGAAAGCUAUGUUAAUAGUAUGACUGAGCUACGUGACAGAGAAAAUAGAAUUAAUGAAAGGGUUGACGAGAUUGACACACUGCGAGAAAAUUUAAUUAUAAAACAUAGUGUGUCAGAUCAAAUAAUACAUUUAUCUAAAUCAAAAUGCUUCGGACAUGACUCUUGUGAACACAAACUGAUAUGUACUGUAUUGGAAGCCACAAAAGAAAUGGAAUUAAGUCACAUUCUAAGAAAAAAUAAUAUACUAGAGGAAUCUCGUAAAACUCUGCUAGAUAAAUGUAGCUAUUUGGAGAGGACUUUACUAUUAUUAAACCAAGGAUUCCAGCAAUCUAAGAAUUUAUUACAUUCAAAUACUCAAGGUAUACAGGAUAAAACACAGAGGGAAAAUGUUGAAUUAGAUGAUGUAAAAUCUGACAGCGAUUCUGUAGCAAAUGAUGGUACAUAUACUUUAUCUAUACCUAUUGAAAAAACGGAGCUUAAAACUAUUUCAACGCAAACAUCACAAUUAUAUGAAAAGAAUGAAACUCUUAUAGCUGAUAGACACCUGAACACCACAUCCACUCAAACAGAUAUUGCCAACUAUAGAAAGAAAGACAAAUUAAUUCAGUCUGAUGAAGAUGAAACAAUUCAAGAAUUAAGAAAGAACUACAACAAGCUCUUAGAAUCAAGAGAACAACAGGAAAAAAAGUUGCAUGAAUUUAAAACAGACUACAACAAACAAAACCAAGAAUUGAAUUACGUAAAUCUGCAUAACAGUGAUCUUAAUAAGCAAAUUAUAGAAUUGAAACACGAAAUAGAGAGCUUGGUAGAGUCAAAUAAUCUUAAAGAUAUCCUCAAAGAUUCGUUAAAUGAAAAAGUUGAUUCUUUAAAGAAACAAAUAAAUGAAUACAGCUUUAAAGAUAAGAAAAAAACCGAUGUUGACACGAAGAUCUUGGAAGAAAAAAAUGCUCUUAUCUCGAGUAUCAAAAAGUUAGAAAUGGAUAAAAAUAGUAUCGUUGAGGACUAUUCGAAACUAUUAAAAAGUGAAAGGGAUGAUUAUGAGAAAUCUAUUCUAUAUUUUCAAUCAAAACUGAUUGCUCUGAAUGCUCAAUUAGAUAAGAAAGGAAAGAGUCCGCAACACGGCCCUGAAAAUGGAACUGACUUUGCAGUGAAAUACACAUUAAAAAUAACAGAAUUAGAAGACAAGUGUUUUAAUUUAAACAGUGAUUUAGAAACUACUAAGGCGGAACUAAAUAGCUACAAAAGUGAAUUGGAAAGGUGGAAAAACUUAGCUUCGGAGAGAUUAAUAAAAAUGGAGCAUUUAAGUGAGCAGUUGAAAGAAAGACACGGUCAAGAGGUAGAAUCCUACAAAGCUGAAAAUCAGCAUUGGCUAGCACAACUAAAUGAAACCCAGCGAGAACAUUACGAUCUUCGUGUAAAAUUAGCUGAACAGAAAGCGGAGCAUUUGAAACAACUGGCAAACAAAGAUGCCCAUAUUGAACAACUACGCAAUGUUAAUAACAAUCUGAAGAUACAAAUAACAAGUAUGCAUUCAAUGAUAGCAACGAACGACCCGAGCUUUGACUUGUCCGCCAUCGUCGAGGUGGAAGAAGCGAGCGACGUUGGUUCUCAACAAGAUUCAGAUCACAAGCUGGAGUUAAAGUUUGUAUCGACUGAUGACUUGAUCGACUCACCAGAUCUCCGAACCUCUACAGCUAUUUGGCAAGAACCGGUCGUGGAGCGGUUGCGGAGAGAAAAGCAGCUGAUAAGCAAACAAAACACAAUAUUGCGAAGACAAAUCAAAGCCCUCGCAGGUCGGGAGAAACGAGCACGUCUGGAUGCGCAGAAUCUUAAGAACCAAGUCUUCCGCAUAAGUACUUCAGGACACAAGGUUGCCACAGCGGAGUCGGCAGCGCUUCAGAACAAAAUAGCGUCACUACUAGCUCAACUGACGAGUGCAAGACGUGAUGCUCACUCUAGUGUUGCCCUGUGGGAUAAAUGGAAGAGAGCGUCUCAAUCAUCUGAACGAUGGCAAGCGAAGUAUGAAGAGAAAUGCCAAGAACUUAUUAAACUCGAGUCAAGUCUGAGUUUAGCAAAGUCAGCAGUGGCGAGGUUGGAAAAGGAGAAGCGCUUACUAUUAUCCAGAUUAUCUGAAUGUAGGAGUGAUAAGACCGUGGCUAUAGAAAAACAAGAGUCAGAAUUGCCCGAGAAACCUUCCCGCUCUGAAUAUUACGAUUGUUCAGCGCCCGUGCCUGCGAGAGCACUGCUUGAACGAGUCGAGGCACAACAACGCAGAAUUGUUGCACUCGAAAUGGCCGACAGAGGCAAUGAACCGCUGGUGACUGAAUAUGAGAAGUCCCUGGCUGAGAUCACAUCCCUGAAGGGACAGGUAUUAAAACUGGAGUCCGCGUUGCUCGAGGCUCAGAUCCAAUCCCCUCUCAGGUCUUCGCGAGACCCCAAGCCGGAGCUUGAUUAUUGGAGAAGUUACUGCGACAUGCUGAAGGAGGAAAACAUGCAACUGACGCUGCGAGUGAGCUGCUUGGAAGGUACGAACACGUCACCUGUCCAUCAUCAUCGCGUGGCCGAUCUGGAGCAAACAGUGCUCACACUUCGAGGUUUGGUGAGCAAAUUGCAAGCUGAACAAAAAUCCUCGGCAGCUGUUAGCAAGCGAUCUGAUUCUCGACCAGCAAGUGGAAGAAGUAGUGUUGCGGACAAAGGCCGUCCCAAUGCAGAUACAUACCGCACAGAAAUUGCAAACCUCAAGAGGAGCAUACAGGAAAAAGAUUUGCUUCUUGAGAAGUCUAAGGAAAUGCUCAAAAUCGCCGCGGAUAGAGAAGAUGACCUAUUGAGAGAGAACAUGAUGCUACGACAGCGCCUUGAAGAUAUGACGGAAAACAGAGGCCGCUUUUUGUCUGUAUAACUGCCUUACAAAAUAUAAUUAUUUACUUUUAAUUUUCACGUUAAAAUUUUUAUUAUUUUCACACGGAAACUUUAAUUUAUAUACACGUCACGUUUGUUGUUUAUAUGUUCUGUAAUGUAAGCAAUUAGUUUUAUAAGAUUAAGUAUUAAUAAGUGAAUAAUUUUGUGAAAAUACAGGCAAAUUUCGGAAAUGGAAAUAAAUUGCUUUUU
This is a messenger RNA of Leptidea sinapis, 6533 nucleotides long. Its product is annotated as centrosomal protein of 290 kDa-like. Lineage: Eukaryota; Metazoa; Arthropoda; Insecta; Lepidoptera; Pieridae. The coding region runs from base 1 to 6324 and encodes 2107 amino acids. The record is from RefSeq and is a predicted model, not a curated record. The transcript has 32 exons.